Messenger RNA from Stegastes partitus (bicolor damselfish), 3107 nucleotides. RefSeq names its product epoxide hydrolase 1, microsomal (xenobiotic) (gene ephx1). Gene Ontology annotation, biological process: epoxide metabolic process. Gene Ontology annotation, molecular function: epoxide hydrolase activity. The record is from RefSeq and is a predicted model, not a curated record. NCBI's taxonomy places the organism in Eukaryota, Metazoa, Chordata, Actinopteri, Pomacentridae. The transcript has 9 exons. The coding region runs from base 262 to 1629 and encodes 455 amino acids.
AGGUGGAAUAAUGUCAUAAAAAACAACUCUGAUGAUAAAUUUGCUGCUGUAGCCUGCCCAGCUGGAUGUCAAUAGUAUAAAAUAACAUAAACUUUAAGGAGAAGAAGGAAAAGUAGGUGGGAGUGAAGGAUCUCAGGUUCGGUAUCGGAGCGCAGGAGCAGCGUCCUCGACUGAACUGGACCUCAUACCUGGCAGUGGAUCGACUUCAGGCCCAUCUUCCCCCGUUUGUUGGCUUCUGUAUCGGUGCAAAAGCUCUCCAUCAUGUUCACAGAGGUGCUGGUUGCUCUGGUAAUUGGAGGACUGAUUUACUUCCUGGUUCAGAGGAGCAGGACCCAGGUUCUUAAGACCAAGGAUGGCUGGUGGGGGUGCGGAGCACAACCUGCUGCCGACGAGGACGUCACCAUCCGUCCCUUUAAAGUUACCACCAGUGAUGAAGAGCUGGAGGACCUGUACAGGAGGAUCGACCAGACGCGUCCUGUUCCAUCACUGGAGGAUAGCCAGUUUAAUUAUGGCUUCAACUCCCAGUACCUGCAGAAGGUGGUGUCUUACUGGAGAAAUGACUUUGACUGGAGGAGACAAGUUGACAAACUCAACCAGUACCCUCACUUCAAAACCAAAAUCGAAGGUAUUGAUGUCCAUUACAUCCAUGUGAAGCCCAAGAAGGUGCCAGAGGGGACCAGUCCCAUCCCUCUGAUUAUGGUUCAUGGCUGGCCCGGUUCCUUCUAUGAGUUCUAUGGGUUGAUCCCUCUGCUGACAGAACCGUCAAACCCGAAUGACCUGGUGUUUGAGUUGGUGUGUCCCUCCAUACCAGGGUAUGGUUUCUCUGACGCACCACAUAAGAAAGGUUUCAAUUCGGUUUGUGCGGCCCGGAUCUUCCACAAACUGAUGAAGCGUCUGGGCUUCCAGCAGUUCUACGCUCAUGGAGGAGACUGGGGCUAUCUGGUCACCACCAACAUGGCUCAGCUGGAACCCAAAAUCGUCAAAGGCUUGCAUGUGAAUUUUGCCCCACCCGCCAAGCCGGGGCUGGUCAUGAUGUCAUCCAUCAUGCUCGGCCGUCGCUUCCCUCAGCUGUUUGGCUUCACUGACAUGGACAUUGAGCGUCUCUAUCCCUGCAUGCAGAAGCUAGUGGUGCACUCCAUCAGAGAGACAGGCUACAUGCACAUCCAGGCCACCAAGCCUGACACUGCAGGACGAGGCCUUAAUGACUCUCCAGUGGGUCUGGCCACCUACAUUCUGGAAAAGUUCUCCACAUGGACGAACAGUGACUUCAGGAACCUGGAGGACGGUGGACUCACCAGGAAGUUCUCUCUGGACGACCUGCUGACUAACGUGAUGAUCUACUGGACGUCUGGCUGCAUCAUCUCCUCCAUGAGGUUCUACAAGGAAAACUUUAGCAAUGGUCUCAAUGAGCCACAUGCAACGAUGCCAGUCUACGUCCCCACUGGCUACGCCUGCUUCCCCAACGAGCUGAUGCACACACCCAAACUGUGGGUCCAACAGAAAUACCAUAAUCUUGUCACCUUCACUCCCAUGGCCCGUGGCGGCCAUUUUGCUGCCAUGGAGGAGCCCCAGCUGAUGGCCGAGGACAUCCAGAAGUUCAUAAAACUGGUGGAGAAGAAGAAGAAGUAGAAUCUGGACUGAUGAGCAGGUGAAGGAAGUAAAAGUAAAGCAGAUCGAAGAUAGAGAAACUGUGCUGAGCAGUAAGUAGACACGUGUAGAAUGUAGAUCAUGAAGUAAGUUUCUCUAUGAAGUGAAAUUUCUGAUGUAGUGCAGAUCUAUAAAUGAAACUCCUAAUCAUAUUUUUUAGUGAUUGAGCCAGUCUUGUGAAGUGCUACUGCCAGGAAAUGUAUUUGUUUGAAACUCGUGCAGUCAAGAAGUAAAACAGAAAGCACAAUUCACGAGAUCAGGAGACUAGAAUUCAUUAGAGGUUCUGUGUUUGAGAGUUGUUUGUGUGCUACAACAUGAAUGGACUGAUGAUUGUACGGUAAUGAAACACAAAAACAGGAAAUAGCUUUAUGUGAAAAUAGAGAGAGUUAUUAUGAAAGCAUAAAAGCCCAGCCAGUUGUAGGUUUGCUGUUUAAACCUUUAGUGGACACAUUUUAUUUUUAAACUCGUAAUGCGUACACAUUUUUUUUACAUCGAUGAUCCACUAUAAGUUUUCAGGAUACAGUUCUAAUUCAAGUACUAAAAAAAAAGUAUAGUAAUACAUUAACAAGAAGCGCUUUAUGCAAGAAUUGUAAAAACCUGUGGCUUGAAUCACAGCGCGUUAGUCAGGUUUAAAGCUGACGAGGUUUUGGAUUCAUAGAUGCCUUAUUGAACACGGACCACUUUGCUGGAGUUUCUGACUUUUUUUUUUAGAGCUUCCUUCAGUCUUGUGGUUUUAAAAACUGUUUACUAAGCAGCUGCAGAUGGGAGGUCAGAGGGCUCCUGGUGUUAUUGUGUUGACAGCAUAGACAAGGUGCCAGGCAUUCCUCUGACUGAUAGCAUGAAACCUCUGUACAUACUAACACGAUUGCCUUAAAGCCUCAGCUUAUGUUUAUUUUUUUUUACUUGUUUUUUUUUUAUUGGAAACAUAUGUUCAGUUAUUUCAAAGCUUUAAAUGCAUGUUUCUGUAGUGCAUUCCACAGUUUGUCACACACUUAGUGUAAUAAGUUGUGAAUGUACAGCUAAUAGUCAACAUUGCCACAGUAGCCUUUGAUCGAUUGUCUGUAACAUGCAUCAGCAUUGAUUUGUUAAUUUCAAGCACUACAGUUUACUCUAGAAGCACUGAGUUCGAAUGCAAACCUUCCUACUACUUUUUUCUAUGAUGUCUUCUAAAGAUUUCUGAUAGUCACAACGUUGAAUUCAGCUUUAGCGACAUAGCAGCCUCACAUAAAAAUAACUGAAUAAUCAUCACUAUGUUGAAUAAGCUAAAUGCAAUCUGCAAUGCUGUUUGACAAGUUUUCUUUGGAGAAUGAUUUCUAAAUGAUGACAUGUUUAGUUUGAGACAAUUUUACUGUAAGGUUCAGUUAAAUUCAGAAUUUUACUCAUUUCAUAGUAAUUCUGUCAUUUCUCAGAUCAUGUCACACUGUUCUAUUUUGGACCAAAUAAAACUGACACAAGUCUGA